Megalopta genalis is the source of this 5816-nucleotide messenger RNA. RefSeq lists its product as uncharacterized. The record is from RefSeq and is a predicted model, not a curated record. Gene Ontology annotation, molecular function: promoter-specific chromatin binding. Gene Ontology annotation, biological process: negative regulation of transcription by RNA polymerase II. Gene Ontology annotation, cellular component: PRC1 complex. NCBI's taxonomy places the organism in Eukaryota, Metazoa, Arthropoda, Insecta, Hymenoptera, Halictidae.
GAUACCUUUCAUCUGUUGGACUGUUUAGACCGUAACAAUUGUAUUUUCCGGAAUAUCCCUUGAGGAAAACAAAUUAUUGAUAUUUUUUAUUUCGGUUGAUUAUUGUAUAAUAAACCCGUGUGAUACCAUUGAAAGAGUAUUCAGAGAGAGAAACCUAUGUUUUCGGAAAUGUCAUCGGGAUGAUUGUUUAUCCACCAUUUUGUUUUGCUGUCGUUCUCUCACAGUUUUUCCUGGCACCGUGGCCUAUUUUACGAUGAACUAAAUUGACAAAAAUCUGACAAAAUCGUCGGAUCCGACGAUACUCUGUGCUUCGAGGGAACGGUGUUUUCCACAGAUUUCGAUUGGAUUUCGUUUCUCGAUGAAUGUUUUCGCGAAGAGCAUUUGUGAAAUCUCGCCUCGAGCUCCGACCCAACUUUCCUGACUUCUUUAAUCAAAUGGCGAUUACUAGAUAAAACGAACAGUUUUCGCGUCGUUCGCCACAAUGUCAGGUCAGAGUGGAGGGCAUCGUUUAAGGUUGUCCAAGCUCAACGACCAGCUGACGUGCAAGUUGUGUGGCGGAUACUUUAUUGAUGCUACCACCAUCAUCGAGUGCCUGCAUUCGUUUUGCAGGAGCUGCAUUGUCAAAUAUCUGGAGAACAAUAAGUACUGUCCAAUAUGUGAGGUGCAGGUACACAAAAAUAAACCGCUGCUUAACAUUCGUCCAGAUUACACUUUGCAGGACAUUGUGUACAAAUUGGUACCUGGAUGCUACCAAAAUGAGAUGCGAUGUCGGAGAGAUUUCUACUCUAAGCACCCUGAGGCCAGUGCCCAAACAGCUUCUCCAGAAGCAAGAGGAGAACCCACAGAAUCGCAUAUAUACUCACCGGACGAGUCCCUCAGUUUGUCAUUAGAAUACUUUAGUCCAUCCAAUGAUGUCAAGGAAAUAGCUGUGAAACCUUUUCUGCGAAGAUACCUUCGUUGUCCGGCUGCAGUUACAAUUUUUCACCUGCAGAAACUGAUAAGAGCUAAGUAUGGGUUAACUGAUGCACACAGGGUAGAUGUUAUGUAUAAGGAAGAACCACUACACAGUAGUUACACGUUGAUGGAUGUGAUGUACAUUUACCAUUGGAGGCGGAAAGUGCCAUUGCAUUUAAGUUACAGGAUAUUCGAAUCUUCUCCGAAGCGAAUAAAACUUUCCGAGGACAAUGUCAAUUAUAAAACAUCGUUGCUUCACGCUGGAAUCAAUCCUAUUGAUUCUGAAGAAGAGAAAAUAGUGAAGAGAGAGUGGAAAGAGGUGCAGCUGAAAAUCUCUGAGACUGGUAUAAUGAGUAUCACAGAUAUAUCAGAUCAGGAAUUCAAGAAAAACACAAAAGCUGAAGAAUCCGUUACAAAUAUUGAAACGGUGAAUACAACACCUGUUCAAGAAAACAUUAAUAAUAGGUCUGAGAUUGCUAAAAGUAACGAAGAAUCCCUGAACAAACAAAUCACAGAUGACGAAUCUUUUAAAACGAUUGAUUUUGAUAAUAGGAAAACUAUAGAAGUCGAAAAAAUUUCGAUGGAGGAAGCAGAAGAUGUUAAAACUAAAAACGAGGAGAAACCUAAGAACGAAUCGGAUAAUAACAAUGUCGAAAUCAAAAGUAAUGUGCAAUCUCAGGAAAUAACGCAAUGCGUGGACGAAAUUGAAGCCAAAUGCAAUGUUGGAGACGAUAAGGAUAAGAAAGAAUCGUCAAAGAAUAAUAACAACAUCAUCAUCGUAGAGAAGAAACCAGAGUUUCUCAAUCACCAUUCGAAAAACGAGACCAAACUCAUAAAUACGGGAUCAAAAAUUAACGCUCUGAGUGUGAAACUACAAUUUCAACCGAAAACGGGACAAAUUAACAAUAGCAAUAAUAGCUCUUUAAAGAAGACCGUAAAAGAUAGGAAAGUCGUGCCGCAGGCGUCCAAGAAAGUGGAUACAAAUUCCACUGAGGUUUCGAAUCUUGCGGAAGGCACGACAAACAGUUGUGGAGUGACAGUGAACAAAACGUCAAGCACUUCUUCCACAAAAAUAAUGUCGCCUAAGCCAGAGGAAGUUAAACCUGCUAUUUCGACGCAGAUCACAGUCACAAGCAAUUCUGAGUCAGAGGAAACGAAGACCAAUGCAAAAAAUGUGCAAUUGGCUGAAUAUCAGCAUAAUGGUUCAGAGAAAAAGACGGUGGACCAAGCUUCUACAGAGUCAACCCAAAAAGUCAAUGUGCAAACUAUCACGGUUCCCCAGAAGUCACCGCAUACACAAGCUGAACCAUUCGCAAAUGAGAAGCUUUCUAGCCUGAACCUGACUGCGUCUCUAUCUGGAUCGGUUGGGAAUGGAAUCAACACUCCACCCACACCAACAGUGAGUCAGAGUACGCAUACAUUCUCGUACACUGUUCAAGAUAUAGUGAACAGUACAAUGCUGAAAAAUUCUCUGAAAAGUCUAGCGACAUCUACAGCCCAGAAACUUUCUGUCACCACGAUUCCAGAAAACAUGGUGACCUCAUCGAUGGCAGAAAAUUCAACUAUAUUUACUAUGUCCCCCAUGAGCAUCUCUUCCUCCUUAAAGAACAGUUAUCCGACGUCAGUGAUGAGCUCUUCAAAAGCAAACCUGGAGAUAACCAGCGUGUACUCUGCCCCUCCUUGCCCAGAUGCCAUUCCAAUUUCCCUGAUGAAGCCUACGAUCCGCAAGAACGAGUUGAUCACAAAGGGCUCGAAUCUGAAUGAGAUUUGUGCUAAGAUCGGAGCCUCCGGUUCGAAGAUAAACGAUAUCUGCGCCAAAAUCGGGGAGAAUUCGAAGGAAAAGAACAAAACAGAAACGAGAAACAAGUCGGACAUUCCAGAUUUGCUCAAAAUUGGAAGAAAAGGCAGUUCGUCAUCGGCGUCAGGCGACGCUGCCAAACAGCAGCAUCUUGCUAACAUCUCCAACGUGCCCGUGUACACCCCCAACAGCACUAUGAUAACGACAGAGAACAAGAACAUCUAUUCGAAUGUGAAGGAUGGCCAUAGAGCUACCUCGCUCGUCUCUGCUUCUCCAAUGACCACAUCGCACUCGAUACAGAAAACUUCCUCCGCCUCCAAGAAACAAACCCAAACGGUGGGCUACAAAACCCUCCGUGAUCCUCCGAGGUGCUGGAACCCUACAUUGUCCAAAAACAAUUACGUGGCAGUGAAGAAUCAAAGCAAGGAGACGCAAAGUCAAUUACACCAAACCGCGCUCUCCGAGCGGAGCAAAACAAUUCAGUCGAAGCCGGCGAAGAUCUUCAAGAUGAGAAACAUGCCGAGGUACUUGGGCAAUCCUGCCUCCGGGGUGAAGCCAAUGUACGGAAUCGGAAACGACAGCAAAGAGAAAGAACAGUCAACGAUCACGCCGACAUCGACCACGAAUACUUCUAGUAGCUCAAAAAACGGGAACCUAAGUAUGAUGAAGAUAGACCCGAAAACCCUGUCCCCAAUCGUCUCGACGAUCAACUCGCCCAUCGUUUCGCCUCCUCCAUACUCUCCAAGCGCCAGAAACUAUCCAAACCCUCCAUUCUCAAGGGACAUCUGCAGGAGCACUGGCUCGUCAAUCUCUCCUAAGAAUUCUCCAGUGAAUAUGCUCUCGACAAGCCCAUUUAUUCCUUCUCCGACACCAAAUAUAAAUCCUAGGCUAAUUUAUCCCCACUUUGCACCACCAUUCCCAGACGCCAGCAGGUUCCCAAACCCCCUGAUCCGCUCGCCAAUAGGAAUUCCAUCUCCCAGUGCCUUCCACAGUAGUUUACCACCUUCAAUCAACAAGUUGUACCAGCGAUCUAGUUAUAUUCCACAAACCACUGGGUUUUCCUCUGUCUCCCAACCCCCUACAGUCCAGAGAAUACCACCUAGCACCUAUUCUUCGCCCAAGUCACCCAAGACGACUUCCCUAACUGCAAUCUCACCCACAUCUUACAGUCUGGCCAAAACUGAGGCUCAGAUAGUUGCAACAACAUCUCUUGAGACUAACAAUCUACUUCUUCUAGAGAAUGCACCGCAAGAGGAUCUCAGUGCAUUCAAUCUGUCUAAGACUGGCAGUUUCAGCAGUGCAGAGAAUGUCACGACCACGGAGACAAUUCACAACUCAAAGCCAACCGUGCUUCCUGCAGUUUCCAACGUUGGACAGAGCAAGACUAGUGCAUCAAAGAGCAAGCCAGAGAGUUCUCAAGUUGCAGAACAAGCACAGGAAGGCUCGUUGGGGUGCAACAAGGGACAGGGUGCAGAUAAAAAGCGAUCCGAUGAGGUCACUGAUACUGUAAAUAAGAAAAGGGAAAAAUCAGUGUCUCAGAUGAAUGGAAGUCUAGCUGGAAAAACUAGUGAUGAAGGGCCAAUGGAGAAAAAGGAGCAAAACGAAACGCAGACAGAUGGCAAUGAGAAACAAGAAUCUAAUCGUGAAAAAUGUGGGAGAACCGAAGAGCAAGAAAAAAGAUCUGAGAUCCAGACGAGCAAGACGGAGGUGCAAUUUCAAAGUUCAAAAUAAUCUAGCGUAUGCUUUUAUAAAAAUUUUUACGCUUCUGUUGUUAUUACAUUUCACACACCUCGACGAAGCUUUUUUACAUGGGGUCCUUGGCAUGAGAAGAUUGCACGUUGCUUUUGAGAAUGUGACGAUGGAGACUCUGCGAAGAAUCCGUGACAUUAUUUAUGUGAAAUGAUUUCGCAAAGUCAGUAUUUAUGACGCUUUCGAAGAAAUUUUGUUGUCGUCUCAUUCAACCAAAGCCUCGAAGAUUCAAUGAAAUAGAUUUAGCGAUGACGAGAGUUUAUUUUUUCGAUUGGCUUGGUUCUCGACAAAAAAAAAAUGGAAGCAGUUAUAGGAAAAUUUCCGAGGCCUUAACACAGUAAACUUAUAUAUGAAGUAACGUUAAAUGAAUCGAUCAAAAGAGAUAGUUGUUAAAAUGGAGAAUUGUGGAAAAGUUAUUACACCCCGAGAGGUUUCUCUCUUUCCAGCUUGAUUAGUUGUCAUUGUCGAUGUAUUGUACCGCACCGAAUUAUCGAGAUAGCACGCAUGGAUAAAGAAACAAAAAUAAUGAAAACCGAUUCACCAUUGAUUUCGCCAAGUGCCGGAAAGAAAGAAAUAGUUAAUGUAUAGAGAAAUUUUAAUAUUUGACGAUCUUUUUUUUAGACACGUUUACUUGUACAUAAUGUAUAAUGAAUUCAAAGAAAAAAUCUAUAUCAUGUAUUAGGAUAUAAAAAGGCAAGAAAUUAUCGAUCAUUAAUAUAAUUUAACACGCAUAUUUUCUAGCCACGUAAGAACUGGUAUAUCGAUAGUAUUUUUUUGUCUAUUACGAGAAAGCAAUUUUUAGAGAGAUGUCUGACUGUAGAGCAAAAGGCGACAAUGUAUUUUUAAUAAGUUAUUGGUUGUGUGCGCGCGCGGCUCUUUUGUAUACAAGGUGUACCUGAGUGAGUGAGUGAGUGAUUUAUGCGAAUGUGGGGGAAAAAAAGAUAUAGUAGGUGUGUAGAAUUUUUUCAGCGCGAGGAAAAAAUUUUCCGGGUAUUGGUUCUCAGCUGGGAAAACGGAUCGAAUGGUAUUUUUUCGAUAUAUGUUUUAUUUAUGGAAACGUUGAUCGUCAUUUGUUUUUCCGAAUUUAUGCAAGUGUUCCGCGUAUGUUUGUGUGCGCGCGCACAUACGCUCUCACACACACGCGCGCGUGUUAUCAGUACAGUAAAUAAUAAAUACUACGUCAAGUAGGGAAUGUUUUAAUUAUGAGAAGAAAAAUAUAGUUGAUUAUACUUUACACAGUCUGUUGUUUGUAAGAAGAUUUUACCAUUACACUUAUAUGCAUAAAAUUGAAUUUAUUAUUAAACGAUUACUAUGA